Messenger RNA from Fusarium falciforme, 1698 nucleotides. RefSeq lists its product as hypothetical. The record is from RefSeq and is a predicted model, not a curated record. Lineage: Eukaryota; Fungi; Ascomycota; Sordariomycetes; Hypocreales; Nectriaceae. Bases 1 to 1698 code for a protein of 565 amino acids. The transcript is spliced from 6 exons.
AUGUUGCUCCUGACUUUAAUCACGCUGCUAUCUCUUGCCCUCGCAAAGGCGAGCAAUGAUCUCCCUUUGCUGAAGCUACCGUAUGGGACAUGGCGAGCCGCCAAGUACGACGAUGUGGCCAAGGUCUACGUGUUUAAGAAUGUUCGCUACGGUGCAUCACCCACGGGCAGUCGCCGUUUUGCCAGCCCGGAACCACCGGAGCCGGUAUUGGGCAUUCAAAAUGGAUCCAUUGGCGCGGCUUGCAUGCAGUUUCACACCUCAGGUAAUGAUAAGGGUGCACCCCUGGUCAAACGCGGGCAAUCCUCCCAAGUAGACGUGAACCAAGUUAUCCAAGAAUCGCAAAGCCGCAAGGUAUAUUCUGAAGACUGCCUCUUCCUGGACCUCUACGUUCCAGAGGAAGCGCUCAAAGCCGAGAAGAAGCAGAAGCUGCCCGUGGUGGUAUUCGUUCAUGGUGGCGCAUACACUUCCGGCUCGAAGGACGUGCUGGACGUUAUUGGCCUGUACGACGGGACUGGUCUCGUCCAUCAAUCCAAGGGCCGGAUGAUCGUAGCCACAAUCAACUACAGACUCGGUGUCUUUGGCUGGCUGGGCGGCACCAGCGCCGAGCGAGCUGGCGCCACCAACCUUGGCUUGCUGGAUCAACGUCUAGCCUUCGAAUGGGUGCAAAGGUACAUCCACCUCGUCGGUGGAGACCGCCAGCAAGUCUCGGCCUGGGGAGAGUCUGCCGGGGGAGGGUCCCUCAUGCAUCACCUUGUGCUCAAGGGCGGGACUGUAGCGCCCCUGUUCAAACGCGCUCAGAUCUACAGUGCUGGCCUAGCAUACAGCUUUGACAGGAAGGGCAAGCUGGAGGGGAUGUUUCAGAAGGUUUCCGCACUGGCAGGCUGUCUAGGCGGAGACUUCUCUUGCCUCCGUACUGUGAGCCCGCAAGAUCUUGUCCGCGCGCAGGUUCUGGUGACGGGAUUGUCAUUCACAAUUCAACGGCCGCAGUUUGGCCCGGUUCCGGAUGGGAACUUGAUCCGCCAGGUAGCGUCUCUGGAGCUGGCUCAAGGCCACUACUGGAAACAUCUCGACUCGCUGAUAGUCAAUCACGCUGCAGACGAUGCUGGCCUCUUUGUCGACAAGUCGAUCAACACAGAUGCUGGAUUUGUCAAGUUGCUUCUAGGUGCUUACGGCCGCCUAGACGCCGUCGCCUCGAUAGCUGCAAGGUAUCCGGCCAAGGACUACUCAUCUCCAGUUGCUCGCCAGGCCGAGCUUCUCAAGGAUGCAGUAUUUGCUUGCAACUACCGCUGGAUCACGGAUGCGUUUCCCGGCAAGUCCUUCAACAUGCAGUUUUCGGGAGGCAGCAGCGGCUCACAUGGCCAGGUGCUGCCCGCCGUCUUUUAUAACCCAACCUUGACCAUCAAGGCCAACGGAACGACCUUCCCCGUCAGCGACUACUUCGGCAACCGGGACGUCUUCAACUCCUUCCAGAGCUAUGCCGUGAGCCAUGCCAUAUACGGAUCUCCCAACACUGCCAGAAAUCUGUCCGGCACUAUCCUCUGGCCCAAGGUUUCGGGUGUCCAGUCGGAGAUACUGGGCAAUGUCCUCAAUAUGACGAAUGGUGGAUUCCAGCUCAUCUCUGAAAAGCAGGGGCUCAAGUCUACUUGUGACUUUUGGCUUUCGAUCCACUCAAAUCUGACGCGAGAGGCUGCAUCUUAG